Messenger RNA from Myotis daubentonii (Daubenton's bat), 1176 nucleotides. RefSeq names its product translin (gene TSN). Lineage: Eukaryota; Metazoa; Chordata; Mammalia; Chiroptera; Vespertilionidae. The record is from RefSeq and is a predicted model, not a curated record. Gene Ontology annotation, molecular function: single-stranded DNA binding; RNA binding; sequence-specific DNA binding. Gene Ontology annotation, biological process: RNA metabolic process.
GCAUCGUGGCGGGCAGCCCUGCUCCCUGCGCGCCGAGGGCCUGGGAGGACCCCAGCGACGGAGGUAGCACAGGGCCCGGCGACGAGGCGGCUGCGGUGGCGGCGGCCCCUGCGACUGACGGCGCGCUGGUCGUCUGCGGAGCCCUCUCAGCCGGCCGCCCUCGCCCUCGCCCUCGCCCUCGCCGCUGGCUGAUCCCGGUGCAGCCGGCGCCAUGUCUGUGAGCGAGAUCUUCGUGGAGCUGCAGGGCUUUCUGGCUGCCGAGCAGGACAUCCGGGAGGAAAUCCGAAAAGUAGUGCAGAGCUUGGAACAAACAGCCCGGGAGAUUUUAACUCUACUGCAAGGGGUCCAUCAAGGCGCUGGGUUUCAGGACAUUCCAAAGAGGUGUUUGAAAGCUCGAGAACAUUUUGGUACCGUGAAAACACAUCUAAUGUCUUUGAAGACCAAGUUCCCUGCUGAACAGUAUUACAGAUUUCAUGAGCACUGGAGGUUUGUGUUGCAGCGGCUGGUCUUCCUGGCGGCCUUUGUUGUGUACUUGGAGUCAGAAACACUAGUGACUCGAGAAGCAGUCACAGAAAUUCUUGGCAUUGAGCCAGAUCGGGAGAAAGGAUUUCACCUGGAUGUAGAAGAUUAUCUCUCAGGAGUUCUAAUUCUUGCUAGUGAACUGUCGAGGCUGUCUGUCAACAGUGUGACUGCGGGAGACUACUCCCGGCCCCUUCACAUCUCCACCUUCAUCAAUGAGCUGGAUUCCGGGUUCCGCCUCCUCAACCUGAAAAACGACUCCCUGAGGAAGCGCUACGAUGGCUUGAAGUACGACGUGAAGAAAGUGGAGGAGGUGGUGUAUGAUCUCUCCAUCCGGGGCUUCAAUAAGGAGACAGCCGCAGCUUGUGUGGAGAAAUAGGAGACUCCCCGGGCCUGGCCUCGCUGACCUCAGUGGCCAGCGAGGUGAGCGCAGGGCCGCUCACUGCAGUCACGGUGCCCUGUUGCUAAGCACCGCGAUUUAUUUUCUUAGCCAGUUGUGUGGUAUGUGUAUCAGAAUCGGAACACAUCUUUGGGGGUUAAAGAUUAGCCUUUACAAGGACAGGGUUUUUUUGUUGUUGUUUCAGUGAAUUUGCUCUGUAAUUCAGUUCUGUCAAAAGUGCAAGUGUCAGUCUCUUGGUAAAGUUUAUUUCCUGCUUA